Molecule: messenger RNA, 1899 nt
Organism: Candidozyma auris
Lineage: Eukaryota; Fungi; Ascomycota; Pichiomycetes; Serinales; Metschnikowiaceae
Gene: CTA8
Product: stress-responsive transcription factor HSF1
Exons: 1
Coding region: 1-1899 (632 amino acids)
Biological process (GO): regulation of DNA-templated transcription
Molecular function (GO): DNA-binding transcription factor activity; sequence-specific DNA binding
Source: RefSeq, a predicted model, not a curated record
AUGGCAUCUAACCAUCCGAAGGAAUCGACGCUGUCGAGGGAUAAUGACAUACAGGUCAUCAACAGAGACGACACUUUCCAUGGCGCUGGAGGUGAAGAGUAUCCACACCACGCAAACUUGGUUUCUCCAAGUUUCCCUCCACUAGACAUUCCAAGUCCGGGGAACCCAUCUCAUCUCUUCGAUGAGUUUGAGCACAAUGUCCAAAACGAAGGUGUGUCGCAGCGAAAUGAGCAACAUCAACAGCACAACGAGUUUGAAGGGAAACCUAGUGAGCUGCUCACGCCGUCCUUGUCGCCAUUGACGGAGUUUGUGAACACACAUGGAGAGCAUAUCAUCAAUGAGCAUGGCAACGGCGACCAGGACAGGAGCAACCACGCUGGUGUGUUGACGAGGUUCAACAAUGCCAAUUACAUGCCACCGAUGGCUCCUCUUUCGGAGUCAGUGUUGCCUUCUGUGACGCAGAACCAGGCGCUUCUACCAAACACUUUUGCUAACUCCAACAAUCAAUUGAUGUUGAGCUCAGGAAAAAGGAAGAAGGACUCGCAAGGACCAAAGACAAAACCAGCAUUCGUGAUGAAAGUAUGGUCAAUGGUGAACGACCCAAAGAAUCAGGAGUACAUCAGAUGGAACGAGGACGGCUUGACAUUCCAGGUGUUCCAUAGGGAAGAGUUUAUGAAAAGUAUUCUUCCAAAGUACUUCAAGCAUAACAACUUUGCAUCUUUCGUACGUCAGUUGAACAUGUAUGGCUGGCAUAAGGUUCAGGAUAUCACGAGUGGUUCAAUGGCCAAAGAUUCGAAGAACGCAGAAGAAGUAUGGCAAUUCAAAAAUCCUUACUUCGUCAGAGGGAGAGAAGAUUUGCUCGAUAACAUCGUGAGAAACAAGUCAGGUACUCAAGAAGACUCUGUGGAGCCAAAUGUCAACUUUCAAAUUCUAGUGACUGAACUUGAUAAGAUCAAAAUGAAUCAAUUGGCCAUUAUCGAGGAUAUGAGACGCAUCAGAAAGGACAAUCAAACACUCUGGAGCGAGAGCUAUACGACAAGAGAAAGAUACUCGAAACAGGCACAGACUCUCGAUAAGAUAAUGAAGUUCCUUGCUGCAGUUUAUGGUAACUCCGCUGGCAAGAUUUUUGAGGUUGAAGAUGGCUCCUAUAAUUCGAACUAUGGUCCACCUGCAUUAUAUCAGGGUACCCAACCCACAAGGCCUCCUUACCCUGCUGCUGCACCAAUAUCCAAGUCAAGAUUAAUGUUGAUGGACCAGGAGCAUCUGACUUCUCCGUCCUCUGAUACCACGACAUCUAAAUCUGCCAGACGGGAAUCUGUACCUGCCAGCAAAGACGGAUCCAUCGAAGAAAUCGUGAGAAAUGACCAUAUCACUCCUCACGAUCCUUCUGCAAAUGUAAGCAGAAUCUACCAACAAAUCAUGAAUCAAGAGCCAGGCGCUCAUUCCCCAAGACAAUACUUUCCUGAGCUCAACAGUCCCAUAAUGCCAGGUACCCCAUCUCAGCAAUUUGCCAAACUAGGCUCCUCUGCUGAACCCAACAGUGAUGUUUUGCAAGGCUUAGAGCAGAACAUUGCCAAACAAGGUCAAGCCUUGCUGCAAGUUCAGGACUGGAUCCAAACUCUAGCCAACAGACAACAGCAACAACAACACCAAUUACAACAGCAAAAGAGCAGCAAUUCGUCGCCAUCAAACACAGAGCUUGAUGAUUUCGAUGUGAAUGAAUUCUUAAACAAUAGCUCUUCCAACCCCAUACCUAAUACAGACGAGGACUUCGAGAGCGAUAAAUUCAACACAAGCGAAGAAAAGACUGACGAUAAUAAGAGAAAACGUCAUAUUGAGGAGAUUACCGAGGAACCUCGACCUAGGCGAGGACGGUCGAGAAAAAGCGCUAGGCGUUAA